GCGCGCUGAACACUCAGUCACGCACAUGUAACAAACAAAAAUGAAGCCCACAUGUUUCUUCUUUCUCAUCAUUUGGGUCACAGGAACGGAGCUAAAACCCCGGAAAGGGCCCGGGGUGGUAUGCACCUUUAAAGACAAGACCUUCAGUCCAGGAGACAGCUGGCAUCCCUACCUGGAGCCCUUUGGCCUCAUGUUCUGCAUGCGCUGCCUCUGCUCUGAGAUAGGUCAUGUGAAAUGUAACAUCAUCAAAUGUCCGGCUCUGCCGUGUGAACGCCCGGUGGCCGAGCCUCAGCAGUGUUGCCCACGAUGCUCAGGUGAGCCCCGGGUCCCUGCAGGCCUGAGGGCGUCCGCCAAAUCCUGCAGGCACAACGGGAGCGUCUACCGGCCGGGGGAGAGCUUCACGAAGCUCGACCUGUUCCCGUCCAGGCGGAGCGACCAGUGCGUCCUGUGCACGUGCUCCAAUGGAAACAUCUUCUGCGGCCUGAAAACAUGCCAACCGAUCACCUGCCCCUCCCCCGUCGCGGUCCAGGAAACCUGCUGUUUGGUGUGUAAAGAUCACGGCACCAGCGGCUCCUCGUCAACGGAGGAUGGGAACCAGCAACUCAACAGAGGCGCGAGACAUUCGGUGGACCGGUGCUCCGGAGAGCAGAGCAGACCCCGGUUCGACCGGGCCUCUCCUCUCAGGGCGAGGGCUUCACCUCGAGGCCCGAGCCUCAGCAAACUGAACCUCAAAGGGGCGUCGGAGACCACCGUGAAGAUCGUCCUGCAGAGGAAACAACGAAAAGCUUGUUUAUACAACGGCAGGACGUACUCGCACGGAGACGCCUGGCACCCGGUUUUGGGGAAGGUCCUGGAAUGCAUCCUGUGCACUUGUACCGACGGCCUCCAGGACUGCAAACGCACCGCGUGUCCCAGGCAGUACCCGUGCCAACACCCCGUGAAAACGGCGGGAAAGUGCUGCAAGUCGUGUCCAGGAAGUAGAGCUGGAAGUAACCAGACCCGGUGUGGCGGCGGGUCCAAGAACAGCCUCUCGGUGUAUAAAGUGGACUCGCCUGUGAAAGCGGAUCCACCCAACGCGGUUCGGAUCGUCGCCGUUGAAAGACAACACACCGCUGAGGUGGAAGUGCACGUGUGGAAGGCUGUGGAAGGGACCGCGACUCCUGGUGUUUUACAAUUAAUGGAAAUUGGUGACGUUUUCAGAAAAGCUUUUGUGGAUCAUCCAGAAAAUUACACGUUACUUGCAACACUUGCUGAAGAGCCGUGGAAAAGGUUUAAAGAGCAGAGAGGAAAUCUAAAUUCAGCUCCUCAGGCCACAAUCUGUGAAGACGGCAUACGGGAGAUUAUGACUUUCAUAAAUCCCGAGCAGAUACAAGAUGUGUGUUCACCGUGAUGGUUUUUCCUUUUUAUAGCCUCAUAUCCCCGAUAACAUACAGUAAAUACUUUAUUCAUACAUGUCCUGCAUUAUUAUUUCUCAUUUAGAAUAUUGUUUAUGGAUCGAUGCAUUGUGGUCCAUGUUUUUAAUCAUCACGUAUUUUUACUGACAUGGUCAUAAAGGAGGGUUGACACUGUUGAUGUUGAAUGAUAUGCUGAUGACACUUUGCUUUAUAUAUAUAAACAUAAUCCGUUUUUUUAAAGAAUACGUUCGACGAAGGGCCGCAGUUCGUUUUUUAAAGGAUGUUAUAUGAUCAUCAACAUAUUUAUUGUACAUUUAAACAAAGGCUUUUUCCACCUUUAUUUAAAAGGUAUUGAUCUCGUAUAAUUUCUGUGUUUAUCGACAUUUGACUAUCUGAAUGUUUUUUUUCCAUGAAGUAGAAAGAAGCAUUGCUUUGGGUUUCAUGCACAGCUGAUGUUAAACUAUACACACGCUGUCUUUUUUUAAUUCUUAUGCCAUUCUACAGCUACACAAACCAGACGUGUGUACUUUAAGGUGGUCGAUGUAGCUGACUGUACUCUGUAUCACAUAAAGUUUUGUCAGUGUUUUAUAAAGGUCAGAUUUUUUCUUUUCA
Molecule: messenger RNA, 2006 nt
Organism: Pseudoliparis swirei
Lineage: Eukaryota; Metazoa; Chordata; Actinopteri; Perciformes; Liparidae
Gene: chrdl2
Product: chordin-like 2
Exons: 11
Coding region: 41-1390 (449 amino acids)
Molecular function (GO): protein binding
Source: RefSeq, a predicted model, not a curated record